This is a messenger RNA of Guyanagaster necrorhizus, 1737 nucleotides long. Its product is annotated as FAD-binding domain-containing protein. The coding region runs from base 254 to 1669 and encodes 471 amino acids. The record is from RefSeq and is a predicted model, not a curated record. The transcript is spliced from 11 exons. Gene Ontology annotation, molecular function: FAD binding. Lineage: Eukaryota; Fungi; Basidiomycota; Agaricomycetes; Agaricales; Physalacriaceae.
CUGUAUGAAAUUAUUUCGCCCCACGUCUAAUAUCGUGUUAAAUCUAUUUGUUUCUUGGACUUGCCGUUGCCAUACUUUCGGUGGUAUAGUAAUUGGACAGUAUUGGAAUCUUUGGCUUAUCACUUGCUACUCUGUGAUGCCGACUACGCGUAAUCCAGACUUGAAGGACCAGAAGCCUAUUUAUUCGCUUGAUAGCACUUUAUAAGGCUCGUAAACGCCACUGCCCCUUCUUCAUCCUCUGUCCUCACAUUUUAUGCUUCUCGUUACACCAUUCGUACUGACUCUGUUGGGAACUAUGCUGGGUCUCGAAGUUUGUCAUCGCAUCGCCGGCAAGGUCUCGUCUGCGACAGACCUUUACUAUCCUGGAUCCACUUCAUACGCAGCAGACAACAAGCACUACGCGAUAUCAAGUUCGCAGGCAUCAAUGUGCAGCGUUGAGCCUGGAUCUGCUGAGGAUCUUGGCAUCAUUCUAGGUAUAUUGGGAGAGACGAAUACGAGAUUUGGAGUCAAAGGCGGCGGACACGCCACGAACCAAGGCUUCUCGUCCACGACGGGCGUUCAGAUCGCCAUGACGCGGUUCAACGAGGUUACAUAUGACUGUACGACACAGACAGCAGUUAUUGGUGCUGGUAAUAUUUGGGACGAUGUCUACAAGAUAUUGAAUGCUCAAGGUGUGAACGUUCUUGGGGCAAGGGUAUCAGGGAUUGGCGUGGCUGGUUUCACUCUCGGCGGGGGGUAUGCAUGGCUCAGCAACCAGUACGGCCUGGCUAUUGACAAUAUAGUUUCAUUCGAGUUGGUAACGCCAAGUGGCACUAUUACCUCUGUAACCGAAGCCAGCGAUGCGGACCUUUUCUUUUCAUUAAAGGGAGGCAACAACAACUUUGGAAUCGUCACUCGGUUUACUUUGAAGGCAUUCCCACAAAGCACCGUCUGGGGAGGAAGCGCCUCGUACAGCGCGGACAAUAUAUCUGUGUUCACAGCUGCGUCGGCCAAAUUCUCGUCGGAAGUCAGUGACCCUAAAGCAGCAAUGAUCAUGACAUAUGGGUAUUCUGGCUCUCCCGCUCAGUUGUCCCUCUCCGGUAUGAUGUUCUACGACGGCCCUACUCCUCCGGGUGGUAUCUUCGAUGACUUCCUUGCAUUGCCUUCAUUAUCUAAAGACAUCAAGUCUCGCUCGUUUUACGAUUUCAUCAUGUCUUUGGAAUUUUCGGCCGAUAAUGACAGAGUUGUAUCUAACGAUAUCCCAGUGCUUGACUACUCAGAGUCGACAAUCAAAGGCCUCAUCGAUGAGCUGAACCACUCGGCCUCCACCCUAUUUACACAAGGAGCCUCCUUAACCGCGUUUUCUAUUGAACCAUUCCUUCCUACUAUCUUUGAUCAUGCUCCCGCAAACUCAUCUGCAUAUCCAAGCUCUCGCGAGCGUGCGGUCCUCCUCACCAACCUUAACUUUCAAUGGGUAGGGGAGAGCCACGACAGUGUAUUUCACGCUGCUGCGGGAGCAUUCACGCAGAAGCUCGGCGUUCCGGGCGCACCGAGGUACCCGAACUACGCCAUUGCUGGUACUCCGGUGAAGGAUAUGUAUGGUGAAGAGGGGGUAAGGAGAAUGGAGGCUACGAGGGAAAGGGUAGAUCCUAGAGGUGUCAUGCGAUUGACGGGAGGAUUCAAGGUAUAACCCCAAUUGUACCAACAAGAGAUUUUUAGGCGACGAAUUAAUUGGGUUUUGGCGUCGUCUGACUCGUC